GCGGAGCUGCUCAGCCGCCGCCCGCCGGCCUCGCCGCCGCUCCCUAUCUCCCUCAGCGCGCCAAGCGCGGGCCAGCAGCCGGGGCGGAGGCCAGGGGCGGGCGCCGGCGGGCGGGCGGCGGGCGCCGGUCUCUAUAUGGCGGCGGCUCUGUCGGGCCUGGCUGUCCGGCUCUCGCGCUCGGCCGCCGCCCGUUCCUAUGGGGUCUUCUGCAAGGGGCUGACUCGCACGCUGCUCAUCUUCUUCGACCUGGCCUGGCGGCUGCGCAUCACCUUCCCCUACCUCUACAUCGUGGCUUCCAUGAUGCUCAACGUCCGCCUGCAGGUUCAUAUUGAAAUCCAUUGAAUGCCUUCCUCCAGCUGUGACAGAGGCGUGUCCUCAGGCUCCCUGCGUGAAAGGACACGAAAUACGAGGGAUGGAAGAGGGGCCCUUGGCAGCCGCCUGGCCACAGUGAAGACGGGGGCAGGAGAGGACUGGGACACGCUCUUACGUGG
Choloepus didactylus (southern two-toed sloth) is the source of this 491-nucleotide messenger RNA. Its product is annotated as small integral membrane protein 10-like protein 2A. The transcript has 2 exons. The record is from RefSeq and is a predicted model, not a curated record. NCBI's taxonomy places the organism in Eukaryota, Metazoa, Chordata, Mammalia, Pilosa, Megalonychidae. The annotation marks the transcript as partial.